Messenger RNA from Nomascus leucogenys (northern white-cheeked gibbon), 3017 nucleotides. RefSeq names its product MAGI family member, X-linked (gene MAGIX). The transcript has 5 exons. The record is from RefSeq and is a predicted model, not a curated record. The coding region runs from base 384 to 1196 and encodes 270 amino acids. Gene Ontology annotation, molecular function: protein binding. NCBI's taxonomy places the organism in Eukaryota, Metazoa, Chordata, Mammalia, Primates, Hylobatidae.
AUUUUACAUUUCCACCGGCGGUAUAGGAGUUCCAUUUUCUCCAUAUCUUCAGCAACAGUUGGUAUUGUCAGGCUUUUAAAUUCUGACUAGGACCUUCAGUUAACAGAGUGCGGCGCCUGCAGCAGAGUGAGGCCAAGCACUCCUCCUGGCUCCCACAGCCAGACCUUCUUGCUGGCCUCCAGGCCGCGGCCCCUCCCCGCUCGCGGGCCCCAGAACUCGGCAGCUCCUGGCGCGGCUGGACGCGCGCCCCCUGGCGGCGCGAGCUGCGGUCGACGUGGCAGCGCUGGUACGCAGGGCAGGCGCCACAUUGCGCCUGCGCCGGAAGGAGGCUGUUAGCGUGCUGGACUCUGCGGACAUAGAGGUCACAGACAGUCGCCUGCCUCAUGCCACUAUUGUGGAUCACCGGCCCCAGGUACCAUUUCAUCCUUCUAUUGGAGGCCACCUGCCUCAGGGCAAACUAUGUACACCUGUGUCCUUUAUUCCAGCACCGUUGGUUAGAGACAUGUAACGCGCCUCCCCAAGUGAUCCAGGGUAAGGCACUUAGUGCUCCGAAGCCAUCCCAGGCCUCUGGUCAUUUCUCUGUGGAGCUGGUCCGCGGUUACGCAGGCUUUGGCCUCACCUUAGGUGGGGGCCGGGAUGUAGCUGGGGACACUCCGCUGGCCGUGCGCGGGCUGCUGAAGGAUGGCCCAGCACAGCGCAGUGGUCGUUUGGAGGUAGGGGACCUCGUGCUCCACAUCAACGGAGAGUCAACGCAGGGCCUCACCCAUGCCCAGGCCGUGGAGCGGAUCCGAGCUGGAGGCCCCCAGCUCCACCUGGUUAUUCGUCGGCCUCUGGAGACCCACCCUGGCAAGACUCGAGGGGUGGGAGAGCCCCAAAAAGGAGUUGAUCGCAGCCCAGAUCCUGGAGGGCCGGAGGUAACGGGGUCUCGCAGCAGCAGCACUUCCCUAGUUCAGCAUCCUCCAUCCCGGACGACGCUCAAGAAGACCCGGGGCAGCCCGGAGCCUAGUCCAGAGGCGGCCGCCGAUGGCCCCACGGUUUCUCCUCCUGAGCGCCGCGCUGAGGAUCCCAAUGACCAGAUCCCGGGUUCCCCGGGGCCCUGGCUAGUGCCCAGCGAGGAACGGCUGUCGCGGGCCCUAGGGGUCCGGGGGUCAGCGCAGCUCGCUCAGGAGAUGGCAGCCGGAAGGCGGAGGCACUGAGCCUACCUCUGACAGCGCGGGGCUCACUAGUUACCGCCCAACCUGGAUCCGGCGCGUGUGGCCGCCGGGCGCUUGGCACCUCCCCGAGAGCUUCCACUUGGUUUGGUCCCCUCAACCGCUGCGCAGUGGCUCUACCCACACUCCCCUCGCAGCGUCAGUGGUACGACCCUUCCAGCCGGCUAGCCUGCGCUUCUGGUUCUGGGAGGGGGAGGUAAUAAAAUGGUUCGAUCCAGUCUUGACUUGCCAGGCGCUCGAGGCGGGGUGGGGCUGCCCAGGCCACUCUGUAAAGGAGCAGGUGGGUCAAUCCUGCUUCGAGUAAUCGCUGACGAACUUCGUGCUGCUGCUUUCCUGCUUGCACAUGUAUCUUUGCUUUUGCCGGUCCACAGCCCGGCGUGCUUUCUUUUUCUCUUCGCUGUCUCCUGCUCCUCUCCUUAUUCAUUAAUUUCACCUUUUUGGAGGUGUACAGGGUCUCACACAUAAAUUAUUGUGCAUGGCAUGGAGAAUGCAGAGGUGAGCCUGUCGUGGCGGGACUGCACCAGUGUAUCUACAGUCCUGUCUCGGAAUCAUACAGACCCUCAGCUGACGUCGGGAUAGCAAGGCUAGAAGCCUAGAAGCAGGGCAGCUUCCUUCGCCAGAGGCCUGCGGUCUCCCACUUCCGGCCUAGUCUGCCAGCUUUUGCUGGCACGUAGGCUACCACUCUCCGGUCACCGGCUGGGGCCCUGGAGCCCCCUUUGGGGCGGAGUGGGGAAGGUGUGAGUCACCGCCCCUGGACGGGCCGGGCUAAAAAAGGCUGUUAGAACCUUUGGGCCGUGCCCCCAUUUUCCGUACAUGGUGAAGAACUGCAGCUGGGCUUGUGUGCACACGCCACACACUGGGCGUUCCCGGCACGAGAGAGGCCCAGAGUUUUCUUCACCCUGGGAACAGAGCCCCACAGCCAGGGCUUAUAUGGCCAGCGGGACUCCAACCGGGGUAGCCGUGAGGAAGGCGCUGGCAGAGGACAGAAAUGUCCAGUCACCUCCGCUGUCACCACAUCCUGAGCACUCGGCCCCAUCCCCCCCUCCAGGAGGGAAGCUGUGGUCUGACGGAAUGGGCAACUUUCGCCCCUGUGGGGAGGGGCGAAAAAUAAUUUAAAGGACCCGAGUGCGAGAGUCCAGGUGGCCCUGGAGAGGAAAGAAGAACGGUGAAGACAAGCUGCAAGAGCUGGGAGCUGGAGGGUAAAGAGGUGAACACUUGAGUGGUUAGAGCUGUAGAUAGACAUUGUGGGGAAGUGUGCCAGGGUGGCUUCCAGCUACCCCUGACUUAGAGCCUGGUGGAGGCGUGGUUCUUCAGAAGUCAGCAAAGGGCUCAAGAGCCCCAGUCCUAUAAAUACAGUCACACCCAGGAGACUAAUAAUAGUAACCCCAGCCACCAUGUACUUAGUUUUAUGCCUGCUACUGGCUUUAUUGCAAUAUUUAUUUUCAUCUACAAUAGUUGCACAUCUACUCAACUAUCCGAAUAUGUCCAUUUCGCAGAGGAGGAAAGUGAGGCCCAGGGAGUGCAGAUAGCUAGAGAGAGGAGGGUCAAAGCAAGAUUUAAUCAAGGCCUGAUUCCCAAGUCUGUCCUCUUAAUUUCACCUGCAUUGGCAAGUAUUAAUUGAACCCCAGCUGUAUACAUUGCACUGUGCUAGGUACUGUGGAGAUGCUGGAGGAACAACACAUAAAAUUUCUGUCUUUGUGUAGCUGAUGUAUGUAACGAGGGUAGACAGAUGUCAGACAAAAAAGACAAGAAAAUGAAUAAAUAAAAAACCAGGCCAGGCAUGGUGGCUCAUGCCUGUAAUCCCAA